Molecule: messenger RNA, 791 nt
Organism: Limulus polyphemus (Atlantic horseshoe crab)
Lineage: Eukaryota; Metazoa; Arthropoda; Merostomata; Xiphosura; Limulidae
Product: putative ATP-dependent RNA helicase TDRD9
Exons: 6
Coding region: 96-791 (231 amino acids)
Biological process (GO): spermatogenesis
Source: RefSeq, a predicted model, not a curated record
UUUUUGUUUAGGUUCUUGACUGUGGUCACUUCUGGGCUCUGUAUGCUGAUGACAUUAAUCGAUCAAACCUAGCAUAUAUUGAAGAAACAAUCAACAUGUAUGGUGGGAAAAAUUUGCAGGUUCUCAAGUCUCCUCCUGAACCUGGUAUGCUUGUUCUGGCUCCUUAUGUAGAUGGUAGAGGUAUCUGUUUCUAUCGAGCACGCAUUGAAGAUGUCAUGUCAGAUAGGGUUUACGUUUUCUUUGUUGAUUAUGGUAACACUGCUUGUAUCAAGAACUUGAAUGAUAUUUAUGACAUUGAUCCUGAAAAGACUCCAGACCUGCUGACCACUCCAGCUCAGGCUUUUGAGUGUGUCUUGAGUGAAGUACGCCCUUCUGCUCUCAGGUCACCUCGAGGACAAUGGACAAAAGAAGCUCGUGACUGGUUUAAAACUCAGAUUGAUGGACAGGAUCUUGUAGCAAGGGUAUAUUCAGUUGUGCAGAAUGUGGUACGGUUAGAGCUAGUGAAGGUUCUUCCCAAUGGACAGGAAAUGAGCAUCAACAAAAAGUUAAUUGAUUAUCAGUUUGCUGAAGCAUCUGAGGAGAGCUAUCUUUCAAAGCAAAACCACGAACUUCGCACCAACCUCCAGAUGUUCUCAACCUAUAAUAUUUUGCCCCCAAGCUCUGAUGUAGAGGAAGGAGGUUUUGUGCACCUCCCCUUUAAACAAGAGUUCCAAGAGAAACCAUCAAUGUGGACAACUAAAGUGGUUCGUUAUAUAAAUUUACUUCUGGUUUAUAUUGUAACUAGCAUAUAG